Seriola dumerili (greater amberjack) is the source of this 4272-nucleotide messenger RNA. RefSeq names its product transcription factor MafG-like (gene mafgb). Gene Ontology annotation, molecular function: RNA polymerase II cis-regulatory region sequence-specific DNA binding; DNA-binding transcription factor activity, RNA polymerase II-specific. Gene Ontology annotation, biological process: regulation of transcription by RNA polymerase II; regulation of epidermal cell differentiation. NCBI's taxonomy places the organism in Eukaryota, Metazoa, Chordata, Actinopteri, Carangiformes, Carangidae. Bases 410 to 925 code for a protein of 171 amino acids. The transcript is spliced from 3 exons. Gene Ontology annotation, cellular component: nucleus. The record is from RefSeq and is a predicted model, not a curated record.
UGCGUACAAUUGUUGAAGGCAAUCAGUGCUUCAAAUGUUCGCUCUAAGUUUAGACAUUUGCACAGAGGUGGGGCUGCCUUGUCACACUUUCCACACUGACUGUUGUGAGAACAGUCCAUCACACAGUAGUAGUGUCUCAUGUCUCUUUAAAUGCGGGUUGCGUAGAUCCUUCAUGAAUGAAACCAUGUGAUCCAAACAUCAUUUGACGUCUGGCGCCUCCGACCAUAAAGGAGUGGAUAUAUCUAGAGACCUGCGAGAAGGCGUGAGCGGAAAAAAACAUUUCUCCAACUGCCUCUCCUCCACACCGGGUCGACCAACCAUCGGCGAACCCCAACCUUCGAAGGUGCGGUGGGUGAAAGGCGCGCCGGUUUGACUUCUGGUCUGUUCAGAAGAGCAAGGCUCCUGUGGCAUGACGACGCCUAACAAAGGAAAUAAAGCCUUGAAGGUGAAGCGCGAGCCGGGGGAGAAUGGCACUAGCCUCACAGACGAGGAGCUGGUGACCAUGUCAGUGAGGGAGCUGAACCAGCACCUCCGAGGGCUCUCCAAAGAAGAGAUCCUGCAACUGAAACAGCGGCGGCGCACCCUGAAGAACCGGGGCUAUGCUGCCAGCUGCCGGGUGAAGCGAGUCACCCAGAAGGAGGAGUUGGAAAAGCAGAAGGCCCAGCUGCAGCAGGAGGUGGACAAACUGGCCAAUGAGAAUGCUUCGAUGCGCGUUGAGCUGGACGCUCUGAGGUCUAAGUACGAGGCGUUACAGACCUUCGCCAGGACUGUGGCACGGAGCCCCACUGUUGGGGUCGGGGUCAGGGCUGGAGGGGGUGGAGGAGGGGUGGCAUCAUCAGUCAUCGGUCCACUCAUACCAGGGAAAGUGGCAACAGCGACGAGUGUGAUUACAAUAGUGAAGUCAAAAACAGAUGCACGGUCUUGAGGGAGGGAAAGAUAGAUGAGGAUGUAUCGGGAUGGAGUUCAGCUGAAUCAGAGUAAUUCUUCUUCUCUACUGCUCCCCUGUCCUCCACCUGCACUGACUUCAAACAGCUGGGCGGUCUCGACCUCUUUGUCUCAGCAUGUUCCUGUCACCUGUCUCAGAUCAGUGCAGGUGAAGGGAAGGAUGGAAGCAGAGGACAGUUAUUGAGACUAUAAAGAUGCAAGCCCUUGGUCAGCGCAUGAUCAUUUAGCACAGCACAGAUAGACAGGGUUCCUAUGGUCACUGAAAGCCCGGAUAAUUCAGAGAAUUUGAGAAUUGGUUUAUUCCAGGCCAAGGAAAAAAUUUUAAAAAACAAAAAAAACAUAAAUGCCCCAAACUCUUUGGAAUAAUCAUCCAAUUUUGUUCAGUUGCCAUUUAAAUCAGUCAAAUGUUCAGUGUCAGGUUUUACUGCUGGUUGAUUUAGAUAUCUGCAAAUCCAAUAUAAUCCUCACACAUUUGCACACUAGAUCUGAAGUGGUCAUUUGACUGAACCAAGAUGUCCAACAUUAAAUUAACUCCAAAAAUAUUCUAAAACAUAGAUUACAUAUGGUCCCUGAGUUCCAAAAGAAUACACAAGAUUUCACGUGACCUGCUGAUUUCAGUGGCUGCAGAGAAGUCCCAUCUUGCUCCACCUAGCCAAGAACUUUUUCAGAAAAGUACUAUAGAAAAAUAUAUAUUACACAAUGGUGGUAACUGUAUUUCUACUGUUUUGUACUGUGUUGUCAUUCACAUGAGGUCCAAAGUGUAUUCUCUGUGUGUGAAUUGUUAUAUAUCAGGAAUUCUGUGAAAUUCUGUGGCGCGUGUUCGUUUUAGUAUUGCUAUAUUUAGUUAGCUGUAUUUUUUUCUACGGUCUCUUCACUUUCUAUGUCCGACUCUCUCUCGCUCUCUCUUAUCUAUUAUUUCUCUGUCCUUCCAUUUUUUCAAUUCCAACUGGCUUCCAUUAUAACAUACAGUACUUCCUGGAUCUAACAGAAAGAGGAGAGAAAAGGACAAUUGAUAUUUACCAAAAAAAAAAUGCAACAUACAAUAGAAAAAAGGAGAUAAAGUUAUUGAAAGUCAGUGACCUUAUCUCAGGUGGUGAGAAUUUUCAGGGAAAUGGUCGUUUGAACACUUGAGCUGAAUUAAGAUACAGUUGUCUUCUGUCUGUUUGAGUUCCUCUCAAAAGUAUAUAUUUGAGAAAUUUGGAAGGGCAAGUGCCUUGGUCUCCUAAUGUUAUGCAUCAAGAAGAAGUCAAGAGGACAUGAGGAAUUGUGGAAGGACGGUGGAGAUUCAGUGGAGGUGUUUGCUUAUACCUGUGCUUAUUGGGAUACACUGACCAAUCAGGAAUCGGAUUGUGACAGCAUUUAACUCUCGCUGUGCAUUGUUGUAUGAGCUGUGUAGUAGCCAGCAGGAUUAAUAACAAUACUAAUAACACCCAUUUAUGUGACUUGGCAGUUCAUUCGCUUAAAGAAAAAAAUGAAUGGGUCUGCAAAACAGCACACCCCAUUUACCCUUGUUUUUUUUUUUUUUAACACAGAAUAUGCUUUUCGGAGAGAUAAUAUUCUGUUAUGAGCAAAAGUCCAUGAAUCUGUUUUAUGUUAUUUACUUGAUUCUUAUGUUUAUGAAUUUGACUGACUCGGAAAUCUAAGUUAUUACACCCACAGCAACAUUUUUGCUCCAAAACAAAGUGGUUUAUGUUGCAUUCCUCUUGUUUUUAAUCACAAAGCUCACUUUGCAAGAGCAAAUGUGAUCACUGGCAGUGCAGUCAGCUAGCAAGGAUAACAAAGAUAUUUCUCUGAAUUUCCAGUCACACAAAUGGACUGUCAUCUCACAUGAGCUUUACCAUAAAAGUAGUCUUAUGUGGUGUUCUAUACUCAAAGAAUCUUUGUCUAUGUAUGGUAGAGUCUGGAGUUUUAUAAAGACAAUUAUCUUUGCAUUGUUUGUAACGACCUGUAAAAAAAAAAAAAAAAAAGGUAUAGCGAAAUCUGUUUGAUAUACAGUAUCUCUCUAUUUUGCAAUUGUACCAAAAGUGGCUUAACUACUGAAUAGCUUUGUUUUUUCUCUAGUGACUAGGCACGUGUGUGUAACCGUGAACUAGCGUGUGGUGUGCUGUGUAGGUAUGUGACGAGGUAACUAUAAUGUUCACUAUUUCAUGGAUAUGACUUUGAUUCUUGUUUGAUUUCAGGCCGAAGCGGGUGAUAACACUGUUGGUGACUGCACUCUUUCUCUAAUCCUAAAAUCUUUGUCCUCCUGGCCCCAUUAUUCAGCUCCAACACUGCAGACGUGUUAGAUCAUUUGUUAAUCUGCUCGUAAUCUGCACUAAUUAUUUGUAAAUUUUAGGAAGUUCUUUUAUGACAGAGCCAUUUACUGUGUUUCUGAACAGGCCUUUGUGGCUGUAUUUUGGUUCUUGCAGUGUUCAGAGAUAAUUAGUGCAGGUAACAUGACCAAUGAGAUGAGGAAGUGUUAUGGUUAACCUCACAAGCUUCAUAAUAUGUGUAUUCAGGACAUCUGGCAACAGAGAUGUGAAACUCAACAAUGGGCCUGUAUAUCACCCCUACUCCUUCAGUAAGUUAUUUUUUGUAGUGUGUGAUAAAUUUGUUUUUGCUGUGUACAUUUUAUAUAGUUCUGUAUAUUUAAUGUUGUUCCUGUUUUAUUUGCUUUUGAACUGUUCUGUAAGUGUCAGGGAAGUGAAAUAACAUUUGUUAUUGUAUUUGGUGUUUUAUGAAGUGAAGAAAAUCUAUUCUGCUAUUAAUGGGUUGUCUGUCAAAGAGUGAGGUUUACCAUUAUUAAGUACAAUUGCCUCAAACAGUUUUUUAACCAAGGAAAACCAGAUUUAAAUUGAGUCAUUUACUGAACUAGAAGCAAUUUACAAUGUUAAAAACAUUACAUACAAGCAGCCUUUUACCUGGACCGCUACUUUUCCACUGUGAAGAAAAAGGGGUUAUCUAGCCUACUGCUGUGCAGUUAUUAAGAUUAGUAAGGUGUGUCCUCAUCUGUACGGUACAUUAAUAUAAAACAGGAUUCAAACAGGUGAACAAUGAGCAAAGGCAUAGGAAGGGAAUGGGUUUGAGAUUUUUAAAUAUUAUUUCUCCAUAAUCUUUACACUGAUAACCAUUUGCAUGUUCAGUCAACCGUGAAACCAGAGAACUAUAAAUGUCAAAUCAAAAUGUCCAAUACAUUUUUUUAAAUGUCUUAUCACAGGAAUAUACUCCAUGGUAUUCAGAUACAAACAUACAUAGCUAUCAUGCCCAUUUUAUUUAUGUAUUUCUUUAAAUUUGAAAAGAUUUGCCCUGUUUUUAUGGGCAGAAUGCUAUUAUUUGAUUUUAUACUGG